Messenger RNA from Erpetoichthys calabaricus (reedfish), 4942 nucleotides. Its product is annotated as protocadherin alpha-C2-like. Bases 707 to 3676 code for a protein of 989 amino acids. The record is from RefSeq and is a predicted model, not a curated record. Lineage: Eukaryota; Metazoa; Chordata; Cladistia; Polypteriformes; Polypteridae. Gene Ontology annotation, cellular component: plasma membrane. Gene Ontology annotation, molecular function: calcium ion binding. Gene Ontology annotation, biological process: homophilic cell-cell adhesion. The transcript is spliced from 4 exons.
AGAGCGCGCAUGCGACACAAAGAUCAUCUUGAAGGUUUAAUUCAUACGUCGUAUAUAUUUAGAAAUGUAAAAAGUGAACGGUAUUAUCAGCCGUGCAUUUGCAUGAUUCGUGUGCGCGAAUCCAUUUUUCUUCAAUAAUAUAAUUCCUUUAUUCAUAUCGCUGAAAGAAAGGGCGGGUGCGGAGGUGGUUUCUUUGUAAAGAUGUUUGUGUCCCUGCUGUUAUUCUUAUCGCCCUCCUAUCUCCUCACUUCUCUGGCUUUCUUCCAUGCGGUCGCUGUUUUUUCUUAUGUGGUGCUGAAAUGCAUCCUCUCGUAAUAUUUCUCUUCCCCCGCGCGGAGGCGCGCAUACACACUCAUACUCGUGCGCGCGCGCACACACACACACACACACACGCACGCACGCACGCAGGCUCACACAUUGACACGGAUUCACACACACUCGCGCACCACCAGGGAAAAUAGUGGAAAGUCCGAUUGAGAGAACGACAGGCAGCAUCAGUGGCUGUAAACACACCCGAGAGUGAAGGAGCCAUGGAUUUUUCAUUGCAUCGCCGAGCUAGCGCUGCGUCGAAGAGGACGAGGAUCCGUUAUUUCCAAUAGCCUGGUAUUGUACGCUAUAGUUUUAAUGCUGGCGAAAAAGGGAGGCUAUUACAAACUGAAAAGACGGACCGCCGGCUCGCCUCCGCCCGUGCUCCCCUUAGACUGCAAUGGCUUUUGCGCAGAAAUGCAUCCACCGCCGCCGAGAGAGGUGGGCAGCGCUUUCUUUGCUGUGCUCGUGUCUUUGGGGGCUGACGGCGGGGCACAUUCGCUAUUCUAUUCCAGAAGAGCAGCAGCACGGCACGUUUGUCGGGAAUGUUGUGAAAGACCUGAGUUUAGAUAUGCAGAGAAUGGCAGCGCGGAGAAUGAAGCUGUCCACGGCUGGCCGGAAGCAGUAUUUGGAUCUUAACCCUGACAGUGGCAGCUUGUUCGUAAAUGAAAGGAUAGAUCGAGAAUCGCUGUGCGAGCUCCGCGCCUCCUGCUUUUUAAACAUGGAGGUGAUUAUGGAAAACCCUUUGGAGGCGUUCAAUGUCGAGGUGGAGAUUUUGGAUGUAAAUGACAACGCACCCGUUUUUCCCAGGAAUGAAUAUCACCUGGAAAUAACGGAAUCUGCUUUGCCAGGAGCGCGUUUUCCCGUCGAGGGGGCUCAAGAUCUGGAUGUGGGAACCAAUGGCAUUCGCACGUACAUGCUCAGCCCGAACGAGCAUUUUGUCCUGGAUUCCAGCGGACCUGCAGUGAACAGCAAGCUUAUCGAAUUGGUGCUUAAAAAAUCCCUAGAUCGGGAGCUGAAUUCCCUGCAUCAGCUGCUUCUAACGGCGGUCGACGGAGGCAUCCCGACAAAGACUGGCACAGCCAAAAUUACCGUACUGGUGUUAGAUUCAAAUGACAACGCCCCCGUAUUUGACAAGCAGGUGUACAAAGUUCAGCUAGUAGAAGAUGCGCCUCCAGGGACCCUGGUAAUUAAACUAAACGCCACAGAUCUAGAUGAAGGUCCCAAUGGAGAAGUCAUGUAUUCAUUUAGCGGCUACACCCCAGACAACGUUAGGCAGCUGUUUGGAAUGAACCCUAGCACUGGAGAAAUUAGAGUCAGAAGCCCUCUGGAUUAUGAACAAGCAAGUUCAUAUGAGAUAUACGUGCAGGCCAUGGACAAGGGGGCAUCUGCUGUGGCAGUGCAUUGUAAAGUAGUCGUAGAAAUUAUUGAUGUGAAUGACCACAUCCCUGAAAUUAUCGUGUCAUCCCUUACCAGUCCAGUGCGGGAAGAUGCCCGUCCUGAUACCAUAGUAGCAUUGAUCAGUGUGGAGGACAAAGAUUCUGGUGUAAACAAGCAGGUUAGCCUUAACAUUCCUUCAGAUCUUCCCUUCAGCAUUAAGUCUUCCAAGAACUAUUACAAGUUAGUCACAGACAGACUACUGGACCGUGAGAAGGUUGCAGCCUAUAACAUUACCUUCACGGCCACUGACUCUGGGUCCCCUCCUCUCUCCUCUCAAAAGACUGUCCAUGUGGAAGUUUCGGAUGUAAAUGACAACUCACCCCAAUUUGAGAAAAACUCUUAUGCUGUGUACAUCAAUGAGAACAAUGCUCCAGGGGCUUCUUUACAUUCAGUGAAGGCCAUUGAUCCCGAUAUCAAUGAGAAUGCAUUUGUAUCAUAUUCAAUUGUGAAUCACAAUGUUAAUGAAAUGCCAGUCACCUCCUAUGUGUCUAUCAAUUCAGAGACGGGUGUCGUUUACGCCUUGCGCUCCUUUGACUAUGAAACACUAAGGGAAUUUAAUUUUGAAGUGAAAGCACAGGAUGCGGGCAUUCCGCCCCUCACUAGCAUGGCUGUUGUUAACAUAUAUGUGGUUGAUCAGAAUGAUAAUCCGCCUUAUUUCCUGCACCCUCCUGCUGCAAAUUUUUCGACAUCAACUGAAACGGUUCCUAAAACAGCUGAUGUUGGUUACCUUGUAACUAAAGUCCUUGCCAUCGAUGCUGAUGCAGGAAAAAAUGCUUGGCUAUUUUACAGCUUGUUGCAAGCCACAGAUGCAAGCUUGUUCAAGUUAAAUCAGCAUACUGGGGAGAUAAGAACUACUCGCAAAAUUGGAGAAGAGAACUCCACAUCUUUUAGUAUAAUUAUACUUGUUAAGGACAAUGGGAGCCCAUCUUUGUCAGCCACAGCUACAGUAAAUGUGGCUGUGGUGGACAGGUCUGCAAAGGUGGUACCGGAGAGCAAAGGAACUAUCAAUAAUAUAAAGGACAGUAUUAUCAGUAAGUUUAAUAUUCAGUCUGACAUGACUCUGUAUUUAAUUAUUGCCUUAAGUGCAGUCUCCUUUGUGUUCCUGCUGACUAUUAUUAUUUUGGCUGCCAUCAGGUGUCACAAAUGCAGUGGGACUUGCUGUUCGAGUCCUUGCUGUGCGGAUGAGAGACAUGCAGCAGAAAUGUACAAGCAGGCCAAUAAUAAUAUAGCACAACGUGAUUUGAAGGUACAGCCUCACUUUAUUGAGGUGCGGGGUAAUGGGUCACUUUCUAAGACAUACUGUUAUAAGGCAUGCCUAACAGCAGGCUCGGGGAGUGACAUGUUCAUGUUUUACAAUACUGGCUGUCCACCUGGAGCAGGGCCGAGUGCUUCAACAUCUGAGAGAUGCCUGACAGUGCAAAGCAGGCAGAGCCAGCAGAGCCAGAACUCUACAAUAAAUCGGAAAAGCCUACCUUGUGAGCCUAAGCAACCGAAUACUGACUGGCGUUAUUCUGCAUCUCUCAGAGCAGGAAUGCAAAGCUCAGUGCAUAUGGAAGAAUCCGCAGUCUUGCAAGGACCAUCAGGAGUACACAUUCAGAACUGGCCAACAGUAUCCAGCGCCACACCUGAACCUGAAGCAGGAGAAGUGUCACCUCCUGUUGGAGCUGGAAUAAAUAGUAACAGCUGGACCUUCAAGUAUGGACCCCCAGCUGGCAACCCCCAGCAGCUGAAACCAGGUGAAGUUCCAGAAAACUUCAUCAUUCCUGGCUCACCGGCCAUCAUCUCUAUCCGGCAAGGCCCCCCUGGUGCUGCAGAUGACAAGAGUGACUUCAUAACCUUUGGCAAAAAGGAGGAAACCAAAAAGAAGAAGAAAAAGAAGAAGGGAAAGGCUGAUAAAAAGGAAAAGUCCAAUGAUGGUGGAGACCACUAGCAGAGAUAUCACUGAAAACGGAGUAACCGGCUCUGUUCACACUCAGAAAGGAGAGUUCCCGGCUGUUCACCAAAAUAAAUUUCAACCUCAGUCACUGCAGUCUUUUCACCUUUCUGAUAAUGUACUUUUAGAACCUUACAAUUCAAAUUUGCUUUCCAUGAAAAGACAAGAAAUGCUUUCUGUAAAUCUCUCUCUCUUUCUCUCUUUAAAAGUAACUGUCCGCAUUCCUCCUUUGCUGAAGUAGCAUUUACCUCUUUCUGAACAGACCGACUUGAGGAUGAUGCAGGGCUAUUGUUGUCUUUGGUUGGUUAGUUUAAGAUCAGUUAAAAGAUAUUUAGUAUUACAGACAAAAACAAAGGCUUGCUGUUACUGUAUUCAGACUUUUUUUGACACAAAGAUGUGGAUGAUUCCAUCAACACUUUUUUCACUAUAUAUGAAAAAGAUAAAAAAUGAAAUAUCCACAAAGGCAUUCUUGUGUGUGUAUGCACACUUGUAUUAUUUUGCUAUAAACAUAGGAUAGCAAAAUGAAUGUUCUGGAGCAGCUGAGUCUAGCAAGUGAGCCAAAGGGAUUCAUGUUUUCUGAGCAGCAGGAGAUCAGAUUUUGCCACAUAUUGCUUAUAUAUCUAGAUCUUUAUAAGGUCUCUUUCCCCUGCUUUUUCACCAAGUCUCUCACUUUUUAUUUUGUUAAAGAUUUAGUCAUUUUGCAAUUGUCACCCAGACAUCAAUAGCUCAGUAGAGGUUUCUGUCAUUAACAGUGUCCCUUAGUUCUAGGAAGCACAUCUCAGCAUCAUUUGUAAUGACAACAAUCCAUCUUGUAUUUUGUUGAAAGUAUUUACAUUAAAAAAAUGACAUCUCCCCUUUUGCAAGGAAAACAUGGACAUUGGUCUCACUGGCUGUGAAACAGUUAACAUUUUAAGUAUCUUAAACAAUGGACAAAGACAUCUGAACCCGGCUUAACCUUUAUGCACACUUGCGUUAGGAUAACUGCACUACUAGACAUUUUGAGAUGUGAAUAAUCCAGAGGCUCAUCUCAGUGAAGGCCUUGCAAGGUCAACGUUUGUGGCGGACUGGCCACAUGGAAGGUGGGAUUCCUGGAGAAAUGCAGGGAUCGGUUUCCCACCUGUAGCUACGCUUGGAAGUAUAGCUCUGGUUGAAUGCUAUGGUACAUUUCAAUAGUUGGCAGUACAGAAGAGCAUUAUAGCCAGCUCUCUGUUGGCUUGCAGAAACUGAUUUUGUGCUUUAAAAUUUCCUCAAUUUCAGCUUUCU